Messenger RNA from Symbiodinium pilosum, 582 nucleotides. The record is from the annotation of a GenBank genome assembly. Lineage: Eukaryota; Dinophyceae; Suessiales; Symbiodiniaceae.
AUGGCCAUCUUUGGAUCCCACGAAUACCUCGCAGCUGGCUGCGGAGGGGAUGUUGCUUUGGCUGGCGCCAUUGAAUACCAGGCCUUGCACCCGGAUGCUAUCUGGGGUAUGCUGGACAAGCAUGUGGCAGAUUACGAGGUGCCACCAGCUGUGACAAUCAACUUUGUCUUGGAGAACCUAACAGCCAUCAACGGCCCCAUGCGUGUGGUACCUGGUUCUCACCGCUGGCGACAGCGCCCUCCAACUCUCCACGAGGAACCGGACUGGAUGAUGUUCAACACGCUGUGUCCCGUGCCAGCAGGAGCUGCCAUCUUUCGGGACAACCGCCUCUGGCACGCCGGCACACCAAACCUAUCCGACCGGAUGCGGGCCUUGCCGAACAUGGAGUACUUCCCUCCCGGGGCGCGGCCUUCUUUGGGCUGGCUAGAUCGGCACACUAUGCCCUGGUACAUUUGGCAACAGCUCACGCCGCUGGGACAGUACAUUUCCAGAGGUGUUGUUGCUGCCCCAGAUGAGCCCAUCCAUGGGCUCAACGAGUACUCGCCCGGGGCAAUCCUGGAGAUCAUGCCCUUCCUGAGGUAG